UCCGCUCGAAAUUUCGAUCAAAUGAUCGACAUUCCUCAAGUAUAAUCUUGCCCGCGAGCAUUCAGCCAGUGACAACCGCUUUCACGUCGCCAUGUCUGACAAAAAGGGCGGGAAGAAAGGUGGAAGAAAAUCGGCUAGCGCUACAGGGGACAGAGAUGAAGGAGAUUUUAAGCAGGCCGAGAAAUCAAAACUAGAUGAGGUCACCAUUGAAAUUUAUGAGGCCAAAGUUCGAGACCUCAUGGAGAAGCUUGAGCGAUAUAAAAGCAAGUGCGAUGUGUUGACCAAAGAAAACGACGCCUUGGGCAAAGCUCAAGCAAAAGCCAGCCACGAUAAGCAAGACAUUGUGGAAUUCCUGAACAUUAAAGUAGGGGAACACGAAAAGCAUAUCAGUGAUCUGGAGGAAAAGGUGGUUCAAAUGGACCAAGAAAAAAGAGACCUCGAGGCGAAAGCCAAGACUGACGUGGAGCACGCGGUGGGAGCUGCUCAUAAAGAGAUCGAAGGCCUGCAGAGUCAGGUUGCUGUUUAUAAGGCUCAACUGCAUGACUUGAAUACUUUUGCUGCAAGGAAGGACGAGCUAGAACAGCAGCUGAAAUCGUUGAAGAAUCAGUUGGAAGCAAAGGAGCGGUCAUACAAGGAGACUAUUCACAAUAUUGAGCGAAAAGUACUUCAGGAUAAGAAUUCCGUCAAGAAAGAGAUGCUACAAAAGGUCAAUGAAGCGGUGGCCAGCUUCCGACGAGUUGCGGAUCAGCAGAUGGCAGAGACAACGAAACGAGCCAUCCGCGAGAACAUGGCCAUAACGUCUCAACUCAAAAAAAUGAGCGCAAAGACGAUCGAACUGAUCGGCGAAAACGAUUCACUCAAACAAAAGGUGGCACAAUUACGAACAGGUAAUGGGCUGCUCACGGAAUCCGAACAAGAAUUGGCCAAGAAGAAUCAGACCAAUCAGCGAGUUAUCAAAAUGCUGGUGGAGAAGCUCAAAGAGAGCGACAAGAUGCUGGAGAUGGCAUAUGAAAGCGGUUUGUUGGAUCUAGAGGGAAAUGUCAUUUAUGAUCGUGAGCAAUACGAGUACGAAGACCGAGAAGAGGAAUCAACAGAUCAGAUAUAUGAGUCGGAUAGGAGUAGCAAUGCUGAUCUGCCGAUAGACGAAGAUUUACAGACCAAAAAUUCGCAGCUCUCUUCAUUGUUAAUGAAAGUCUGUCGGGUAGCAGAUGAUAUGACUGAAUACUGGGAUGAACACAGACUUCAUAAUCAGGAUGUGAUAUCGACCGAUUUUGGCGCCUAUAUUGAAAGAUUGCGGAGCACCUUGGUGGAAGCAGUGGCUGCUAUCAACCACGAGGGGUUGGUCGACAUUAACAGCGCUUCAAUGGCGACAGACUCCUUUGCUGAGACACAUAAUGAUCAAAUGGGGCGCUCUGAGGAAAUCGAAACGGAUAAAAUGUUGCGUCAAGAGACUGCCCCAUUGGAAUCUCAAGCUGGUCGUCAAGCCCCAGCAGAACCACGAAGAACACCUGAGUCGGUGAAUGCGCAUAGCCUUCCUAGAAAACUGCCUCCAGCCGGGUUGCAGGCUGUAAUCGCGGCAAUACCGUCAACGCAAAAAGAAAAUUUGCAGUCUAGUUCAUCAGACCAUGAAGCAUAUCGCGACGUAGCUGUGCAAACUGCACCUUUGCCAUUCGGUCCAAAUACGAAAAGCGAAUACCUUCUAGGAGAAGUUCGACAGUGGGGUCCGCCGGCUCAUUCACUUCCACGUAAGGGUCUCGGUUUGUACGUCGCACGCAGAAACGGAUCACCUCCACCUCCUCUUGUGUCAGAACACGAUACCCUACGACAUAUAGGCCCUCCAUUACGAUCAUAAAGAGAGUAGAUAAUGUUCAGGUGCUAAUAGAUUCCGCAACUUUUGUGCAGUCAUCGAAGAGGCUGUGCAACAUCCCACACGUGGAAAAUGUGAUCAUAAAAUGAACAUGUUCCCAAAGUGUCCUUUGCCG
Messenger RNA from Spizellomyces punctatus DAOM BR117, 1982 nucleotides. RefSeq lists its product as uncharacterized. Gene Ontology annotation, cellular component: ciliary basal body; cilium. The transcript is spliced from 13 exons. The record is from RefSeq and is a predicted model, not a curated record. Lineage: Eukaryota; Fungi; Chytridiomycota; Chytridiomycetes; Spizellomycetales; Spizellomycetaceae. Bases 92 to 1852 code for a protein of 586 amino acids. Gene Ontology annotation, molecular function: microtubule binding.